Messenger RNA from Hippoglossus stenolepis (Pacific halibut), 2624 nucleotides. It is a transcript of the gene dus2, whose product is annotated as dihydrouridine synthase 2. The record is from RefSeq and is a predicted model, not a curated record. Gene Ontology annotation, biological process: tRNA dihydrouridine synthesis. Gene Ontology annotation, cellular component: cytoplasm. The transcript has 16 exons. The coding region runs from base 108 to 1607 and encodes 499 amino acids. Gene Ontology annotation, molecular function: tRNA dihydrouridine synthase activity; tRNA binding; flavin adenine dinucleotide binding. Lineage: Eukaryota; Metazoa; Chordata; Actinopteri; Pleuronectiformes; Pleuronectidae.
CGACGUGAUGACGCAGCGGUCCAAACAGGAAGUUGAGGGCAGCACGUUGUCCACGCUAGUUUGUGUCAGCUGUGAAUCUGCUGUUGAUGCCGGAGGACUGAUUCUUCAUGAUGGCAGCAGGCAGGCUGAGCUUCAGGAACAUCACCGCCCUGGCUCCGAUGGUGCGGGUCGGGACUCUGCCCAUGAGGCUGUUGGCUCUGGACUACGGAGCUGAUGUGGUUUACUGCGAGGAGCUGAUUGACAUCAAAAUGGCCAAGUGUCAGAGAGUGGUGAAUGAGGUGCUGCACACGGUGGAUUUCGUGGCUCCAGACGACCGAGUGGUGUUCAGGACCUGCGAGAGGGAGAAGGACAGAGUCGUCUUCCAGAUGGGGACGGCCGAUCCAGACAGAGCGCUGACCGUGGCUCGACUUGUGGAGAAGGACGUGGCCGCCGUCGACGUGAAUAUGGGCUGUCCGAAGGAAUACUCCACUAAGGGCGGGAUGGGAGCUGCUCUUCUGAGCGACCCUGACAAGAUCGAGGCGAUCCUCAGGAAGCUGGUCACAGGCGUGUCCAUACCAGUGACGUGUAAGAUCCGGAUCCUUCCUUCGUUGGAGGAAACGAUCCGACUGGUUCAGAGGAUCGAGAAGACGGGCGUCACUGCUGUGGCCGUCCACGGCCGGUUGAAGGAGGAGCGUCAGAGACACCCCCUCCAUUGUGACUACAUCCAGGCCGUCGCUCAGGCUGUUUCCAUCCCCAUCAUCGCCAAUGGAGGUUCUCUGGACCUGGUGAAGACCAACGCCGACAUCGAGGAGUUCAGGAGGGUGACCGGCGCCUCGUCCGUCAUGUUGGCUCGAGCCGCCAUGUGGAACCCGUCGGUGUUCGUCAGCCAGGGACCACUUCCUGUGGAGAGGGUCAUGGAGGAAUACCUCAAAUACGCGAUCGGGUACGACAACAACGCCUUCAACACCAAGUACUGUCUGUGUCAGAUGCUGAGAGACAAGGUGGAGUCUCCUCUGGGGAAGCAGUUGCAGGCGGCUCAGACCAACGCUGAGAUCAGCGCGGCGUACGGGCUGCAGGAGUUUUACCAGCAGACGCAGGAGCAGCUGCAGACCAGGAGGGACGCGCUGCAGAGCGGCAGCCAGCCCGACCGGCCCGUCGUGGACGGAGACCUCACCACCAUGGCCGUCAAGUUCGAACGGAGGGAGUAUCCCCCUCAGAUCACUCCGAAGAUGUUCCUGCUGGAGUGGAGCCGCAAAGAGAAAGGGGAGCAGCCGCUGUACGAGAUGGUGCAACGUUCACAGGAUCGAGGCUUUCAGGCGACUGUGACUGUAGCAGGAAAGAAAUACAGAUCUUCACUGUGGGAGAAGUCGAAGAAAUUUGCCGAGCAGGCAGCUGCCGUCGUCUGCCUGCGAGUCCUGGAGAUCCCUGAGGGUCGCAUCGGCGAGGAGGAGUCCGGCCUGGUCUGCAAGAGGAAGAGGGACGGGAAGACGAACGGCACCGCGGAGCAAGAAAGAAGCAAGAAACAACACCUUUCUGCCGAGAACCAGCAGGAAACGCAAACCUCAAAGACUCCGGCGGUGGCCAAUGGUGACAGUCGUAGAGCAGACACGAUUCCAGAGCAGCUGUGAAGUGUUUGUAAGGACAGUGGUUCGUUUUCCUUAUGUCACUUCCUGUCUGGAACGAAAACUAAAUUUACAUCAGCUGCUCGAUUCUGCCUUUUUACAUGAACAGACUCUUACUUCUUUUUUACUUAAUUUAAAACGGUUUUCAUUUGUACACACUGAGACGUGCUCAGUGAAAACUGUCUCACCCCAGAUCAGCUGUGACAGAUUCACUUACAUUAACUUGGAUGAAGUGAGUUUGAACCAGCAGGCGGCAGCACUGAGCUCUCAGCUCCAGUGUCAUCAUCUCAUUUCAGAGGUUUGAGUUUGAACCUGGUGCCUUAAAGAGGACGUUUUAUUUUUCAUUCUGAUUGUUCAUCAUCUUUCUCCUGAUUCAAUCCUUUAGUUUCUGCUGGGAAUGACUGAGGUUGGUUUAAAAGACGUUACGUGUAUUAAACAUGUCGUAAACAUGUCGUAAACAUGUAGUAAACAUGUCGAGCAGACCCCAGGUGCCAUAUCUUUUUGUUAAUCCUCCUCUGUGUGCUUUUAUUUCACUUAAGCUAAAAGAAAUCUGUAUCUUCCACAUUGUCGGUUUCAUUUUAAAGAAGAAGCUGCUUUUUAUUUUCCUCUUUUUAUUUCGUCUCCUGACGCUGUUUCAACGCGUGUUGCGUUCAGGUUCCUCCGGGUCAGUGUGUCGACGCAGAUAAACGGAUCAAUUAUCUCGAGGUUAAUUAAUCUGAAAGUCCUGAACUGAACCUGAGAGGGAAACGCCCCGCUCUGACGUCACCACCGGGCCGGCUAAUGGGGCCUUCAGGGCCACUGUGGGAAGUACAGCUCUCAGGAUACAGGCUGUUGCUCCGUGUGAAGCCGAGUGUUUAAAAGUCUUAUAAAGAUUAUAAAUUACUUUGUUUUUUGUCAAACUUUCAACACGUCCUGGUGUAAACAGACAUGUUCAACCUGCCGAGCAAGAAGAUGCACAAUAAACCUUGGUCUCAUGCAGACAAAUAAAGUGACAACAGCAAAAUCAAACAAGUAGAUUCACGG